AUGGGCCCUCAACGCUCUGGAGCCAUCGUGCUUGAAGUCACGUGUGUGCCUGUGCAGCGGAGCAACGGGGACUUGUCGAUUCCCAGGGAUGGGCUGGUGAAUGAUUCCAGUGCACCUCAGGAUGGUACAGAGAUCCGGCUGGCACAGCAGCUUGGCGGCACGUUGAGGUCUCCAGAAUGGGGCCUCUCAGAGCAGAACGGAAAGGUGGUGAUUCAGAAGGUGGGUCUACGGCGGUGGAUUCUCACGGACGAUGGCCUGCUGAUCCUGGAGAACCGACCGGAAUUCGCCCUCUCGGUGGCCGGGCCCAUCGAUGCAGGCGCACAGCUUGGGCUUCAGUUCCACUACUUCACGCCCGACCACAAGAACUCAUGGCAGAUGGACCCCAGUGGCCGCAUCUCGCUGCGGCACACUCCGAGCUUUAGCCUGGCGGUCUACAAUGGGGCUCUCCAUGGCGGGGCAGAGGUGGUGCUUUGGAACGACCCACUGAGCAUGCCACACAACACCUGGACCCGGCAGGCGCCCACCUCGGGCAGCCUCAGCAGCACCGAUGCCUGUAAGCUGCGCGUCCUCGGGAGCCGCUGUGGCCGGGAUAGCGGUAGCUGGUUCUCCGGGCCCAAGGACUAUCAGAAGGGCUACGUCGCGGUGUCGCAGAGCCCGGACCGGGAUGCGGCCACGGAGUCUUCUUGGGCGAAAGUGGUGGACCAUUCCCACAGCUCAGAAAUCGCCCACUUCAUCAAGGAACCUAAGAUGGGCUCGGCCUUUCUGUUGAAGUUGAUGGACCCCACGGGCAAGACCGUGCAAGGAUAUUUGUCUUGCGAGGAGGUCGGCAAAGACGACAAGCGGAUUCCAGAUGGAGUUUUCGCCUAUGUUGUCAAGGACCCGGCCGGUGCGAGUAUGUUCGAGGAGGAGAUGUCCAGUGAAGGCUUGGUCUUAAGCCACGUUGGAGGCGGUGGACACCUGUGCUGUGGCAAAUUCAACGAAAAAGACUAUGUGACCGGCUGCACUUGGUUGUACGUCUUGAAAGGUCAGCCUGAGUGGGCGGCGGCCUUCGCUCCGCAAUCUACUUAUGUGCCAGCCGCUGGCAAGAAGGAGUCUUGCUGGAAGUCUUUUUGGAAGCUCUACUGCCUUAAGUGGAUCCCGCAAUGGUACCGGAGGUGGAUUCUUUUGGGAUGCUUUCUUUUGGGCCUCUUUGUGAUCUUCUGGACCAUUGUGUGGUUCGUCCGUUUGUUUCAGGCUCCGCCAGAACCGUUGCAGAUCAAUGUGCCUUACGACUGCGAUCAUCAGCCUGAGCACAUGUGGUCGCAUACGAAGAAGGCCUGGUGCUGCGAACAUUGGGACCAAGGGUGUCCGACCACCACGGUGAAGCCGACCCCGGCCGCGCCCAAGUUCCCUAUGGCUCCGGGAGCUGCUCCGACCGCACCGGGCGUGGGUGGGCCGCCGGGCGGGCCUGUGGUGAGCAGAGCGCAGAGCUCGGAUGAGGACUGCUUUACUGAUGUGUUGAACUGGCAACGCGACUGGACGAUCAGCAAGCAGAAUUUCUGCUGUGAGAAGCAUGGGAUCGCUUGCAGGGCUGCGCUCACCACGGCCGCCUUUGACUGUGAUGAAGACUAUCACAAGUGGACAGAGUUGUGGUCCUACCGGAAGAAGCUUUAUUGCUGCCUUCAUCACGAACGUGGCUGCCCCGCCAAGGGCGAGGCUGAGAUGGGGUCCUCCGAGUCCUUUGAUUGUGCCGCAGGGUAUGGUGAUUGGGAGGCCUGGGAGCAGAAGAAGAAGGAGUGGUGCUGCUAUCACGCUUCGGUGGCUUGUCCUGGAACACCAUCCCAAAAAUAUGAUUGCGCCCAGAACUACGAGAACUGGAUGCAUGAUUGGUCCGAGGGCAAGAAAGUGUGGUGCUGCUUUCACAAUGGCCGGGGCUGCCGCGACUCAAACAGCCAAGGGUAUGAUUGCGAUGCCGGAGUUCAAAAUUGGCAAGUGGGGUGGUCCAACAGCAAGAUGGACUAUUGCUGCCAAACCCGUGGGCCCGAGCACUUCAACUUGUUGCAGCAAGAUCGAUUUGUCGUCAACAUGUUGUUGAUGAUGAUUCAGGUGGUGGAUGUGGCCUCGAUUGCUGCACAUGCACUGGCACAAGCGGCCACGGAAGAGGCGCUUGAAAAGUCGCUAUCACCGCAGGAGGCGCCGAGCCGACGGAGGGCAAGAACAGAGCUGGAAUCGUACUACUUGGGCACCACGCUCAGUUGGUCUCAUGCACCAUCUAUAUCUACCAUUCCAUAUCCAUUGAAACCUGGUCGUUCUGAGAGCAUCUCUUCCACCUCUCCGUCCUUCUUCCCGGCCGCGCCGCCCAUGGAGUGGCUCCGCCGCACGGCGCAGCGAUGGGUCUCCAAGUCCAUGGAAAAGGACGGCUCCCUCUUCAUCUCCCAUGUGAACAUCAUCCCGAAGAUGGCCGAAUGUGACUGCCUGGCGCUGCAACUCCCCAACGACCCGAAGCAAUUGGCCUUGGCCGCUCACAGCCUGGGCGCUUUGGGGCAAAGCAAGAUCUCGUGUGUCUUCUUCAGUGAGCUACCUUCGUCUCAGGCCGCUGAGUUGGCCUUCGGCUUGGGGGAGGAGACCCAAGUCGUCACGGUCGAUGAGGACAUCGACUGGAAAGUGCUCUUCGAAGGGGUCGGGGCACCGAAUUGUCGUGCGCCGGUGGUGGUGGCCAAUCUGCCGGUGGCUUUGGCGGCAGAGGGGGUGAAGCAGCUGCAGGAGCUGGGCCACUCGGUGCUCUACGCCGGUGCCACGGAAGAGGAGGUGGCCGCUGUCACCGUCGCCACCAUCCCCGCAGCCUUCCUCUUCAGCGGCUGUGAGGCAGUGCAAGAGGCAGCUGAUGUGGUUCUUCUCAGCGACUUCCUUGGAAGCUUAGCCUUUGCCAAGCGCCGCUGCGCGGCGGCGACGGCCUCGCCGGAGAAGUUCGUGCCACGGGGUGGUGCCAAAGGGGUCAAUGGGGCGGCAGUCCUAUGGCAGUCCCAUGGAGUGCUCUUCAGCCUUUGCCCCAAGUGCAGUCCGCCUGUCUGAGAGCUCUCCGUCGGAUCCGUUUCUGCGGAGCGAUGAAGCUUGAGGACCGGAAUUAGACGUUUGCUGUAUAGACACAUGUAGUUUAAAAACACACCCGUGGGUCAUAUGGUCAAUAUGGUCAUACUGCUUUGAUUAAACAUAUAUGGUCAUAUGAUGUCAUAUGGCCAUGGGUCCUGGCACCCGGAGCCCCUCCUGCGUUCGGUCACUCGC
Messenger RNA from Durusdinium trenchii, 3261 nucleotides. NCBI's taxonomy places the organism in Eukaryota, Dinophyceae, Suessiales, Symbiodiniaceae. The record is from the annotation of a GenBank genome assembly.